CUGGAGAAGCAGAGCUUCGAGGCUGCAGUUCAUGGGAUUAGUACAUGUAAUUAGGCUUUUACCUGUGCUUCAUGUGCAGCUGAUCUGCUGAGGGGCUCCCUGCAGAAGCAAGCUGGAAGAAAAGCACUUUCGACAGCCCUCUUGUUUCGGUGUCUGAACUUGGACCAGUCCUACCCACACGGUCAUUCUAACAGAAGGUGCCAACAUGCUGGAGCAGGUUCUGUCAUUUGGCCGCUCCCUGGUGCGCAGAAAAGUGGUCGACCUGAGCAGCCUGGAGGACUCGAAGCUGUGCCGCUGCCUGGGAACCGUCGACCUCAUUGCACUGGGAGUGGGCAGCACCCUGGGCGCCGGCGUCUACGUUCUGGCCGGUGAGGUGGCCAAGGGAGACUCUGGCCCUAGCAUUGUCAUCUCCUUUCUAAUUGCAGCCUUGGCCUCCGUCAUGGCCGGUCUGUGUUACGCUGAGUUUGGUGCCCGCGUCCCCAAAACAGGUUCUGCUUACCUUUACAGUUAUGUGACUGUAGGUGAGAUCUGGGCCUUUAUCACCGGUUGGAAUCUUAUUCUCUCCUAUGUGAUUGGUACCUCCUCAGUUGCCAGAGCUUGGAGUGGCACGUUUGAUGAAAUGAUAGGAGGACACAUAGAGGUCUUCUGCAAAACCUACUUCAGUAUGAACUCUCCUGGUCUGGCUCAGUACCCUGACUUCUUUGCCGUCUGCCUGAUACUGCUGCUCUCCGGGCUCCUGUCAUUUGGGGUGAAGGAGUCAGCCUGGGUCAACAAAGUCUUCACUUCAAUCAACGUCCUCGUGCUAUUGUUCGUCAUCAUCUCCGGCUUUGUCAAAGGAGACACAUACAACUGGAACAUAACUGAAGAAUCCCUCAUAAAUGUCACCAUAGUUAGAAGGAACUUGUCAGUCACGGCCAACGUGAGCAGUGAUUAUGGAGUCGGAGGAUUUAUGCCUUACGGCUUCAGUGGGACCUUGGCUGGAGCUGCCACCUGCUUCUAUGCUUUUGUUGGAUUUGACUGCAUAGCGACCACAGGUGAGGAAGUGAAGAACCCUCAGAGAGCCAUUCCCAUCGGCAUCGUGGUGUCGCUGACCGUGUGUUUCCUGGCGUACUUUGGUGUGUCAGCUGCGCUCACCCUGAUGAUGCCCUACUACCUGUUGGAUGAGAAGAGUCCUCUGCCCAUGGCUUUUGAAUAUGUGGGGUGGGGCCCCGCAAAAUACGUGGUCGCUGUGGGCUCACUCUGUGCCCUCUCUACCAGUCUGCUGGGCUCCAUUUUCCCUAUGCCUCGUGUAAUCUAUGCUAUGGCAGAGGAUGGGGUGCUUUUCAAAGCCUUAGCCCGAAUCAAUCCUAAGACGAAGACCCCACUUAUUGCCACUAUGAGCUCCGGUGUAGUAGCAGCCAUCAUGGCUUUCCUGUUUGACCUCAAAGCCCUGGUUGACAUGAUGUCCAUUGGAACGCUGCUGGCCUACUCGCUGGUCGCUGUGUGCGUACUGAUUCUCAGAUACCAGCCAGACGGAGCUAUGGAGCGGCGCGCAGGUACCAGUGAGAGGGAUUACCUGUCCCCUGAAGAGGGCGAGUCAGACCUGACAGAGUCAGAAUCCCACCUCAACAUGCUGAAGGGCGGUGGCUCCACCCUGCAGACUGUCCUGCACCCUCCUGUCUCACCCUCUGAGCUUUCCUCCAGUGUGGUCAACAUAUCUGUUGGUGUGCUAGUGCUGGUAGUGUGUGUGGUCAGCUAUCUCACCACUUACCACAUCAGCGCCAUCCUUGGUAUGGAAGUGUGGAUGCUGGCGUUGCUGUCUGUGUGUCUCCUCAUCUUCAGCGGCUGCGUCCUCAUGGUCUGCAGGCAGCCUCAGACCAGCAAGAAGGUCUCCUUCAUGGUCCCCCUCCUGCCAUUCCUGCCUAUUCUGAGCAUAUUUGUCAAUAUUUACCUUAUGGUUCAGCUGAGUGGAGAUACCUGGAUACGCUUCUCUGUGUGGAUGGCUGUGGGCUUCCUGAUCUACUUUGGCUACGGCAUGUGGCACAGUGUGGAGCGCCAGCGCCAGCUCCAGCUCCAGGGCCCUCUAAACAGCAGUAACACCACCCAGGAACACAGCAAGACCAGCAGGGAGAAGCAGGCUGGAGGAGGAAAAGAACAGGAGCGUUUCAUCUUCCCAGAGAAGACCAGCCAGUGUUAAAGUCCAAGCUCAUUCCCAGACACUGUGAGGCAACAGAUGCAUAAAAGCACACAGCAGCUGUGCCUUGAUGCACCUGUAUAAACUGCCUCACCACGCGUGCUUCAGUCACAAGCACAUUCAAGUCUGCGAAGGCAGCGCCAGUUUUCUGUAUCAGCGGCCACAACGACGGGGAGCUGCUCUAUUGCUGUGUUGGGACCACAUCCUGUAGGUCACACUGUGCUUCAUGGACAGCUUGGAGACAGCACUGAACGGACAGUUAACACAGGAGAGUGAUGUUCAUUCCCUUUAACACUGAAGCAGUCGUGGCGAGACUGCAGCAAAGCUUUUCUGUUUCAUUAUGAACUUUUUGGUGCACGACACAUUUUGUCUUUCUCUGUCAGUUUUUACAUUUUUAGCAGAUUUGUACAGAUUUCUAAGUUUUAAUCUUAGAAAUCUGUGCUCUCCAUUUAAUGGUCCAGAAUAUUAUUAGAUUUUGAUAUGUCGAUCAUAGGUGAGCAUUGUAAGUUAGUUUGUGGUUAAAGCUCUCAUCGUUCUCUUACAUGAGUGUAGGAAUCAGAAAAAGGACCAAUAUUAGGUUUAACUAGUCUAAACAUAUCUUAGAACUAUUAUGUGUAUAAUUGUUUCAUAUACAUACAUGUGAAAUUGUGAUAUCUGUAUAAAAAGGAUCAUGAAGACACUGACACAUUUAAACCCUUGUACAAUAUGUUAAAUAGUUGUGUAGGCACUUAACAUGUCAUGACUCAGCUCGGCUUAUAUGUCAGGGACCUGAAAGUAGGCCAACUGCUGGUGGAAAAUUUCAGGCUUCUGUAGGUAUUAUAUAACACAUCAUUUCUCUCUUUACUGUAGAUAUUGACUUCUCUGUAGCUGUUGUGGUGGUUUCAUUCAUCACAGGUUUACUUUUUUUAUUUUUACUUGGGUUAUGUGUUAUAUAUCUAUGAACUGUUACAACCAGAACAGGAAGUUUGUUGUUGAGACAAAAAUCUCCUCAAAAAAAGUAUUUGUAGUUUCUUUUUUCACUGUAUUUUCAUCUGCCUGUUGAUUUUGUGCUGUUUUGAUACAGCUCCAGAUGUGCUGUUGAUAUAAUCUUCAUGAAAAUAUUCUAUUUUGACUAGAGCUCUUUGCCACCUGACAAGAAGCACAUCAUUUAAUUACAAGUUAAAGUAUUAUGUAAGAAAAGGUUUGUUUUGCCACAUGAUUUAGAUGAAAGGGGUGUUUUUUUUUUUCAGGUUUCUUCUCUGUGUGUUUGGUGCCUUACUUCACAUACCAGCGUCUGUGUUGCUUCAAUAACCGGUCUGAAGAGACUUUUUGUUCUGAACUGCAUGAAGAUUCAGAGCUAACAUUCCUUCCUCUGAGCUUUUAGGGGCCACCUGCGAUUUUCUUGUACCAUGAAGAGUAAGGCUCAGUGAGCUCCAGUUUACAGUAGAAGUGCUGUCUGAUCUCUGGUCUGCCUGACUGUAGUGUUGUAGCUGUAGUGUCUGAUGUGGAGAAAUCUUUUCCAGAGGUCAGAUGCUGCAGCUGCAGGAUGCCUGUAACUGAUUGAUCGGGUAGAUUGAUAUGUGCAGUGCAGUGAUUUGAAUUAAUGUGGAACAAAUUCAGAAGCAGGAGUGAGGUGGGUUAUUGAUGAGACUGAACCUCUACAUUAACUGUGCAGAUUCUUUUAGUGAAGUUACAGGAUGAAGCACAUAGGAGUAAACACAAUGACAUGAAGUAGUGUGUGUUGUUACCAGCUGCACGGAAGAAAAGCAAUAAAUGUGUUUUCCAAGA
This is a messenger RNA of Toxotes jaculatrix (banded archerfish), 3940 nucleotides long. RefSeq names its product solute carrier family 7 member 2 (gene slc7a2). Gene Ontology annotation, molecular function: amino acid transmembrane transporter activity. Gene Ontology annotation, biological process: amino acid transport; transmembrane transport. Gene Ontology annotation, cellular component: plasma membrane. The transcript has 12 exons. Lineage: Eukaryota; Metazoa; Chordata; Actinopteri; Toxotidae. The record is from RefSeq and is a predicted model, not a curated record. The coding region runs from base 206 to 2176 and encodes 656 amino acids.